Molecule: messenger RNA, 3118 nt
Organism: Nicotiana tabacum (common tobacco)
Lineage: Eukaryota; Viridiplantae; Streptophyta; Magnoliopsida; Solanales; Solanaceae
Source: RefSeq, a predicted model, not a curated record
AUGAAUCCAUCCGGUAUUUCAUGUUUCUAUGUUUCGAAAGUAUCAAGACGAUCUGUCUCAUGUGGUGGAUUUCUUCUCAUUCCAGUUGGGCAAGGAUUUAUCUUAUGUCGAGGAGCCAGUGGCUAUAUAGGACAGGCAGCUUCUGGUGUCAUCGCACCUGCGGUGAGGUUAGCCGUAGGUGCGGACACGUAUGUGCGAAUCGAGGAGCGCAGAAGAGGAGUUGUGAGAUGCGCUAGAGAAACCGCAGGCCCGGAGGAAGACCGCGGAAGAGGACCAUUGUCCGCAGGUGCGCACAUGCAGGUGCGGCAACCUGAUCGCAGAAGCGGUCCCAGUUACCUUAGUCAUUUCCUCACCUUCGAUGGAAAUUCCGUAGGUGCGGCAUCGCAGGUACGACUGGAAGCCCGCAGAUCCAGGUGCUUCUUAUCAACCCCGCUAUUAGCUAAGAGCGCUUGCUUCUGUACGGAGACUUCAAGAAAAUGCUCUUCGCAAUCGCGAAGACUCAUAUGUGAUCGCGUAAGUCCAGAAAAAUAUGAUGCGCUAACGCGGAGCAAUUGCCACGAACUCGAAGAAGAAAGAUGGCCAGCUGCAGUCAGGUGCCCUACGCAAAUGCGAGGUUUGGUUUGCGAUCGCGAUGCUUUGCAGUAUCACUCUUCCGAUCGUAGGCUUAUUUUCGCGAACGCGAUUCACUCAAAUCUAGCAAAAAUCUGGGCAGUUAUGGAAUUUCAUGUUUUUGACCCCAAACCAUUUAAUAUACGACCUAGCUUAGGAAAACGAAUCUUUGGCAGAUCUUUGGCAUCAUGGGCAGCUUUUAAAUAUAUUAUUUUUUUGCUUGUAUUUAUGUAUUCCGAAAGUCUGUAUGAAUACUUAAUAGGAGUUGGGAGUUAUGACAUGACUGGCCCAGCUGCUCAAGUAAACAUGAUGGGAUAUGGUAAUUUUGAUCAAGUUACUGGCGGUAUACAUUUCAGGUUAAGAGCUAGGACUUUCAUUGUUGCUGAAAAUUCAAAAGGUCCGAGGUUUGCUUUCGUUAACCUUGAUGCCGGGAUGGCUUCACAACUUGUGACAAUAAAAGUACUUGAGAGACUAAAAUCAAUGUAUGGAAAUUUAUACAGUGAAGAUAAUGUUGCAAUAAGUGGGACACAUACUCAUGCUGGUCCAGGAGGUUACUUGCAAUACGUGACUUAUACUGUAACUUCGCUUGGCUUUGUUCCUCAGUCAUUUGAUGCCAUUGUUACUGCUAUUGAAUACAGCAUUGUCCAAGCUCAUGACAAUCUAAAGCCUGGUUCCAUCUUUAUCAACAAAGGGGAUCUAGAGAAUGCAGCUGCAGGUAUAAACAGGAGUCCAAGUGCAUAUCUAUUCAACCCUAAAGAAGAGAGGUCCAAAUAUCUUAACAAUGUUGAUACUCUAAUGACCCUUUUAAAAUUUGUGGAUGGAGAGACUAGAAAAAGUGUUGGUGCAUUCAACUGGUUUGCAACACAUGGAACUUCAAUGAGCAGAAAUAACAAGCUUAUCAGUGGAGAUAACAAAGGUGCAGCUGCUAGGUUCUUUGAGGACUGGUUUGCUUCUCAGGAGAAAAAUUCCUCAACAAAUUCUACCACUUACUCUAAGGUGAUAGGUAGAAACCAAGAUUUGUUCGAUAAAGCAUCCACAAUCAAGGCCACAGGAGGAAAAGAUUGUGCAAAUACAACAAGCCAAGGGUUUAAGGUGAGGAAGAACAAAGAAUUGAAAUUUGUUGGAGCAUUUUGCCAAUCAAAUGUUGGAGAUGUCAGCCCAAAUGUGCGUGGAGCAUUUUGCAUUGACAGUGGAUUACCUUGUGAUUUUAAUCACUCUUCUUGUCAUGGCAAUGACCAACUCUGUGUGGGCCGUGGGCCUGGAUAUCCAUAUGAAAUCUUGAGUACAAAGAUUAUUGGAGAGAGACAGUUUCAAAAGGCUGUUGAGCUUUUCACUUCAGCUAAACAAGAAUUAACAGGGAAGAUUGAUUAUCGCCAUGUUUAUUUAAACUUUACAAAUAUUAAAGUUCAAUUAGAAGGAAAUAAGGUUGUCCAAACAUGCCCUGCAGCAUUGGGCCCAGGAUUUGCUGCUGGAACUACUGAUGGGCCUGGUGUUUUUGGUUUCCAGCAAGGCGAUACCGAGAUCAAUCCAUUUUGGAAAAAGCUAAGAGAUGUGUUAAGAGAACCAAGCCCAUAUCAAGUGGACUGUCACAAGCCCAAGACUGUUUUGCUGGACACUGGAGAAAUGUCUUGGCCCUAUCCGUGGGCGCCAGCAAUACUUCCAAUUCAAAUUAUUAGGCUGGGAAGUCUCAUCAUUCUCUCUGUGCCAGGAGAGUUUACAACAAUGGCUGGUCGUCGAUUAAGAGAGGCAGUAAAAGAAACACUAAUAAGCAGUGGAAAUGGCGAAUUUGACGACCAAACUGAGGUCGUCAUAGCAGGCCUAACCAACGCUUACUCACAGUAUAUAACAACUUUUGAAGAAUACGAGCAACAAAGAUACGAGGCUGCAUCUACCCUAUAUGGUCCCCAUACAUUAUCAGCAUAUAUUCAAGAAUUCAAGAAGUUAGCUAAAUCUAUGGCAAAAGGAGAACAAAUUUCUAAAGGACCUUCACCUCCAGAUCUUUUGUCAAUUCAACUUAGUCUACUACCAAAUCCUACUGGUGACUCACCUCCACAAGGCAUAAAUUUUGGUGAUAUUAAACAAGACAUAAAUGUACCAAAAUCAGGAACAUUUAAAAAGGGUGACAAAGCAAUUGCUACAUUCUGGAGUGCAAAUCCAAGAUAUGACUUACUUACUGAAGGCACAUUUGCUGUUGUGGAAAUGCUUCAAGGCAAAAACUGGAUACCUGCAUAUGAUGACGACGAUUUUUGCUUGAUCUUUAAAUGGCUAGCAGAAAAUAUUACUGCUAUUGCUGCUGCUGCUGCUGCUGCUGCAAAUGCUACUGCUCAUGUGAAUAGUUAUAGUUAUGCUACACUUGAAUGGGAAGUACCAGACGAGGCUAAUCAUGGCGUUUAUCGCUUAAGGCAUUUUGGAUCAACAAAGAAAACGAAUGAAUCACCAAACUCGUAUUAUACUGGUGCAUCUAGUGCUUUUACUGUGUCUUAGGAUAGUAAGACACAGGAAAUCCAAC